This is a messenger RNA of Guyanagaster necrorhizus, 240 nucleotides long. RefSeq names its product ubiquitin. Gene Ontology annotation, molecular function: protein binding. The annotation marks the transcript as partial. The transcript has 3 exons. Lineage: Eukaryota; Fungi; Basidiomycota; Agaricomycetes; Agaricales; Physalacriaceae. The record is from RefSeq and is a predicted model, not a curated record.
UUCGUCAAGACCCUCACGGGUAAGACGAUUACCCUCGAGGUCGAAUCCUCGGACACCAUCGACAAUGUCAAGGCCAAGAUUCAGGACAAGGAAGGCAUUCCUCCUGACCAGCAACGUCUCAUCUUCGCCGGCAAGCAGCUCGAAGACGGCCGCACCCUGAGCGACUACAACAUCCAGAAAGAGUCGACUCUCCACCUAGUCCUCCGUCUCCGUGGUGGAAUCAUCGAACCCUCGCUCAAG